AUGGCAGACAUAUUCACAGCCAUCACCAGCAACAUCACAGUUUCAAAUAUCAACAAGGGAGUGCCAGCUAAAGCCGUCCUAUCCAUGACACCGUCUUUUUUCUUCCUCUACAUAAAUGUUGUCAUGCUAAUCACCCUGAGGAGUAAGGCCAUCUUCCGAGAGACCUCCCGGUACAUCCUGUUCACCAACAUGCUGUUAGCAGACUCCCUGAACCUGGCCUUCUGUAUGUUGAUGUAUAGCUUUGCUAUCUUCAGAGUGUACUUCACUGGUUUAGUGUGUCUCAUUUUGGUGCUUGCUGGAGGUGUCAUCUCUCUUAUCUCCCCACUCAGCUUGGCCGUGAUGGCUUUGGAGCGGUACAUCGCCAUCUGCUUCCCGCUGAGGCAUGCUGAGAUCACCACAUGCAGAAGGACAGGCAUGGCCAUCGCCAUUGUAUGGGCUCUGGGCUCAGUGCAGUCUUUCACCAGCUUGAUAUGGUUUUUGAUCUCAGGACCGCUUGUCUCCACAUCGGGUUUCUGCUCCAGAUUACUCAUGCCUGCCCUGGAGGUGUACUCAGACAUAAAUAAUACAUUCACAAUCAUCUACUUCCUGUCAGUGGGGAUCACCAUCGUCUACACAUACAUUGGCAUUGUUGUGGCUGCGAGAUCUGUUUCCUCAAACAAACUUUCAGCUGCUAAGGCCCACAGGACUGUAUUACUGCACUUGAUUCAGCUGGGGCUUUGUCUUUCGUCUAUUCUGUUUGACACCAUUGUUGAAGUAGUGCGUGCACGCUUGGACCUAUUUGCUGUUUUACAUUUGCAGUAUAUCCUGUUCCUGGGACUGAUCAUCCUCCCCAGAUGCCUGAGCCCGCUCAUAUAUGGUUUGAGAGAUCAGACAUUCAGGCCUCUUUUUAUAUACUAUGUCACUUUUGGUUUGAGUACCACCUGUAAAGAGUUGAAGAUAUCAGUAGUGUUUAAAAGUAGUUAAAAAGAAUACCUGCAAGU
Molecule: messenger RNA, 980 nt
Organism: Anguilla rostrata (American eel)
Lineage: Eukaryota; Metazoa; Chordata; Actinopteri; Anguilliformes; Anguillidae
Product: odorant receptor 131-2-like
Exons: 1
Coding region: 1-963 (320 amino acids)
Biological process (GO): detection of chemical stimulus involved in sensory perception of smell; G protein-coupled receptor signaling pathway
Cellular component (GO): membrane
Molecular function (GO): olfactory receptor activity; odorant binding; G protein-coupled receptor activity
Source: RefSeq, a predicted model, not a curated record